AUGAAAAUAGCCACUUUACAAUUCGCCCCGAAACUGGGCGACGUCGAGGGUAAUAUCCGACGUGCCAAUGAACUACUCCAGCAUGGCAAACUGCUCGAAUCAAGGGGCCUCGCGACGGGGAUUGAUGUCUUGAAGCCAGAUAUCCUGGUAUUGCCCGAGUUAGCACUGACGGGGUAUAACUUCCCUUCAUUGGAGGCUAUCAAGCCGUAUCUGGAACCUACGGGAACGGGCCCGUCUGCCAACUGGGCACGAGACGUCGCUAAACGCUAUCAGUGUAAGGUGUGCGUGGGGUAUCCGGAACUCGAAACGGCGUCGACAAACUCAGAUGGCGCGAGCAGCGAGCAGGAGAAGUGUUAUAAUUCUCUGCUGUUGGUCGACGAGACCGGAGAAGUAGUCGCGAACUACCGUAAGACGUUCUUGUAUUAUACGGACGAGACGUGGGCGGAAGAAGGCGACGCGGCGCGCAGCUUUCAGGAGUUGAGUUUCGCGAGCCCCGACCGCGGUGCUACGGCCUCCAAGGUGGCGACAUCGUUUGGCAUCUGCAUGGACAUCAAUCCCUACCAGUUCAAGGCGCCGUUCACAGCCUGGGAGUUCGCGAAUCGGGUGCUCGACUCAAAGACUCAGCUGGUCGUGCUGUCGAUGGCAUGGCUUACCCUGCUAAGUCGGGAGGAGCUGGACAUGCUGGCCGACAAACCGGAUCUAGACACCUUUAAUUACUGGAUACAGCGAUUCAUUCCCCUGAUCCGACGGAGAAUGAACCACAACUCGGACAUCGACUGUGCCGGUGCAGUUGACUCCGAUCAAGAUAAACGGAUCAUUCUGGUUUUCGCCAAUCGAGCCGGGGAGGAAGAGGGGGCCGAAGGGGCCAAUCUGGCUCGAUACGCGGGCACCAGCGCCAUCAUCGCCGUCAACCAACGCGCGCAGCCUCUUUCGUCAGAGGAGAAAGCUAGUACGGGGGCGGAAAACACUCCGAAUGGACCCGAAGAGGACGGGACAAAGGAAGAGACACCGCCGCUGGACGUGAAGAUACAUUGCUGGAAUCUGAUGGGUGCGGCAAGCGAGGGGAUUUGCUUCGCAGACACCCAAGAGGAUCCUAGGAUGAUUUUUGAGUUGGUGAAGAGGGGCGGUUGA
Molecule: messenger RNA, 1131 nt
Organism: Aspergillus melleus
Lineage: Eukaryota; Fungi; Ascomycota; Eurotiomycetes; Eurotiales; Aspergillaceae
Product: putative protein N-terminal asparagine amidohydrolase
Exons: 2
Coding region: 1-1131 (376 amino acids)
Biological process (GO): protein catabolic process
Molecular function (GO): protein-N-terminal asparagine amidohydrolase activity; protein-N-terminal glutamine amidohydrolase activity
Source: RefSeq, a predicted model, not a curated record